Poecilia latipinna (sailfin molly) is the source of this 1210-nucleotide messenger RNA. RefSeq names its product dickkopf WNT signaling pathway inhibitor 3a (gene dkk3a). Gene Ontology annotation, biological process: multicellular organism development; negative regulation of canonical Wnt signaling pathway. NCBI's taxonomy places the organism in Eukaryota, Metazoa, Chordata, Actinopteri, Cyprinodontiformes, Poeciliidae. Gene Ontology annotation, molecular function: co-receptor binding; receptor antagonist activity. The coding region runs from base 199 to 1017 and encodes 272 amino acids. Gene Ontology annotation, cellular component: extracellular region. The record is from RefSeq and is a predicted model, not a curated record. The transcript has 7 exons.
CUACUUCAAGACACAAACUGUAAUAAUAAUGGCUUUUUACUUGUGAUGCGAUUUCUCUGCUCUGAAGGAAAACAGCUGUGACGAGGCUGUUUGUGUCUCGGAGCACCAGCCACACCCUCCUCCUCCUCUUCCUCCUCCUCUUUUUCCUCGGUGUGCAGCAGCAGCAGCAGCAGCAGGAGGAGGAGGACCAGAGGAAGCAUGAUGCGAUACAUCCUUACUCUUUUGGCGCUGCCAGCAGUCUGCAAUGGCAUCCUGCCUGAGAUUGUAGAGUCAGGAAUCAAUCACAUCGUGGAGGGUCCGUCGGAGCUGGACCGCAUACUUGUGCAGGAGGAUCCGCUGCAAAAGCCUGAGGAUGCGUUUCCCCAGACAAACAGCAGUGUCAGCCCUCAUCACAGUGACCUUCCUCAGAGUCAUCCCAACGAGACUGAUAAGGUGGGUAAGGAGGAAUCUGUGCACUCCUCAGCAGAACAGGGGACAAACAACAUCCCUGCCACAGCUUUCCCAGUCAGUGACCUGGAUAACAGUAUCGACCAUGGAUGUGUGACUAACGACGAUUGUGGAAAAGGAAAGUAUUGCCUCUCUGACACUCAUAGGUCCAAGUGUAAGCCAUGUAAAGACACUGAUGUGUCUUGCACUAAAGAUGACGAGUGCUGCGGCGACCAGAUGUGCGUGUGGGGUCAGUGCAGCAAAAAUGCUACCAAAGGAGAAGCUGGCAGCACUUGUCAAGUCCAGAACGAUUGUCAGCCAGAUCUCUGCUGUGCAAUUCAUAAAGCCUUGCUUUUCCCCGUUUGUUCGGUCAAACCGAUUGAACGUGAACGCUGUUUUGAUAUCUCCAACAACCUGAUGGAGCUGCUGUCCUGGGACAUGCAGGAUAACAAACCCAGGAAACACUGUCCGUGUGCGGGAGAGCUUCAGUGCCAGCACCUCGGGCGUGGAUCCAUGUGCCUGAAAGCAGAGGACUCGAGCGAAGAGGACCUGACAGACUCUCUGUACUCAGAAAUUGACUACAUUCUCUAGACAAAGCUUGACUGACUGUACACUCUCUCUCUCUCUUAAAGCAGCAUGAAACGUCUUCCCACUGUCUUUUUGCCAGCUUAAUCCAAAGUUGUAAAGCUCCAAAAGCUAAUAUAAUGGACGCUAAUAAGAGUUUCAAUCACUGAUUGUAUUUAUGUUUUUGUUUCUUUGAGUAUUAAAUGACAUAAAGCUUUUA